AUGAGUCAGGAGUUGCGUGCUGGUCCAUCAACUGCAGGAUAUGGCAUCGACGACAAUGAACCAGCGACGUCAGUCCAACCUCAGGCUCCCUGUCGCCGUACAAACCGACCUGGCGCUGGCACUGGAGGAAGAAAUUCUCAGCUAGAGAAGAUCGGGAAUGCUAUCCAGACUCCAGCCGGAGCACCUGGCAAAUCGAAGGUUCGGAAUGUUGUUGUUCCCGUUGAUGAGCCCGAAAAUGUGAUGGCUCCGCUAGUGACAAAGAAGAAGGGGAGAGGAAAAGUGGCACCUCGCCAGCUUGAGAGGAACUUGAGUGUAAUAGAGGCAUCCGAGUCAGGCCCCACUGCCAGAGGUCCCACACUUGCUCUACACAUCACGGACCAAGGAAGGUUUGGAUUUCAGGAUCGUCCAAUUCCCUCAGCAUAUGUCGGUUCCAAACCGCUCCAGUCCCAUCAAACAGAACUUCAGCCUGACUUGACGAUACCUCCUGCCCAGCCCUACGUCCGAGUCCAUGAUCGCAGUACCUCUCAGGGUGCUUCUCGCAGUACUUCUCGUGGCGCUUCUCGCAGCAUCUCUCAUGGCACCUCUCUUCGUGACACUCAGGCUGAUGGAAUCAGAAUUCCAGCCAUCCAGCAUCCCGUUGUUUCUCGUGACAUUCCUCAGUCUGUCAACACUCAUAUUGUUUCUCACAAAGUUCCUCGGUCUGUCAGCGACCAAUGCUCAGGCUCAUCUAUUCCCAUCAACUCUGCCGUUCAGCGUGAGCCAUCGACCACCAUAACACCCCAUCACACCGUUUCUCGUACUCCUCCUGCUUUUGGUUCCUCCACUAGCCAAAACAUGUUUGUUGAUGUAACUGAAGAAGGUAACGAAGAGGCGGAUCAUGAUGAAGAAGUGGACGUUGAAGAGGAUGACGUGUCUAACGAGGAUGGAGAUUUUGCAGGAGACGACAUCGAUAAUGACAAUAUGGACUAUGACUCGGAGCAGGAUGUUCACGGGAGUGAUGACAUCAUGCCAGACCCCUCAGACCACAAUAAUCAAACCUACCCUAGCAACAACCAAGUCAGACGCCCUGCGCAAGUACCUGAUCGAGGUGCAUAUUUGCAGGACGAGGAUUAUGACGACACGGGAGUGGCCGACAUGGACCGUGAUCAUCGGAACGAUCGCACCACUAGCAGGAAGGGUAGAGACCAGAACAUCAACGUAGCUCAGGCGCCAAUGCGAGCGAGCCUGCAGAGCACUAACCAACAAGCUCCGGGUCAUUCAGGCGCUCCAGCAGUAGUUCCUAAUAUUGAUUAUGAUGUCCUCCAGGCUCACCACACAAAAAACCGGCGGCCAUGUUCUCCAUCCCCAUCGUAUUUGAACAGCAUACGAAAUCGCCGCCCAAAGACUAAGCGUGCUCGCACGAGCAACUCCCUGUCAAGUGAUGACUCUGAUGACCAGCAGGACGACUUGGAAGAUCUUGAUGAGGUCAAGAAUACUGGGAAGCGCCGCCGCACCAAGAAAGUAAAGGGUACUGCUACUAAUCGCGAUGCAACUAAUGUUGGGUUCUACCCGCCACUCUGGCAAAAACUUCUUGACCAUGCAAAGGCUAAUUUCAGACUUCAUCUCGCUAUUUCCGUCCCGUUUCCCGACAAAGAGGAGUCCAUCGGUAAUACCGGAGUCUGUGGUGAAAUGAUUGCAGAAGCAAUUGUACAAUGGCAAGAGCAGAAACGCAAGCUUGAGAAAGGUUUCUACCCUGAGUUCAAACCGGGGAUGGCUACCGUGGUUUUCAAUGAUGCCGCGACAUUCCGCAGCAAGAUCAAGCAGAUCGUGCUUACCGUCGUUCCGAUGACAUAUGAUCUAGCACUCAGCGUCAGCGGGAACACAAUUGAUAGUGUCAAACUCAAGGCAACCGCUUUGCUAAAGAAAGCAAUGUAUUUGCACGGCCAUCCUGAUGCUGAGGGCCGUGCAUCUAACUUUGCGAAUCUCAUGGUCUGCAUCAUUUGCCAUAGGUCAUUUUAUGACAACGGUUCCAAAUCACUGAAGCAAUUCGCCGAAUUUCAGAAGAUCAUUCCGCCCCCAGCGCUCUUCCUCAUCAGGACUAUCAUUCGUAACGUGAUUUAUAUCUACAGCAAAUAUGGCCAGGUAAAUGGCACCAAGCAGACACCCAUCGAGGAUUCAGAGAUUGCCUAUGACCGCAUUUCGACGUUGUUCAACCGCACGAACAGAGAUGAGUAUCACGGACCGAAACUACAUCAAAUGCUCAAAGCUUGGGCAUUGGAAGGCAUGAACACACAUGGCGCUGGCCUUGGUACUAACGAAGGUGACGACAGCUGUUCUGAGUGGGACGUUGAUUUGGAUUAG
Molecule: messenger RNA, 2340 nt
Organism: Suillus discolor
Lineage: Eukaryota; Fungi; Basidiomycota; Agaricomycetes; Boletales; Suillaceae
Exons: 10
Coding region: 1-2340 (779 amino acids)
Source: RefSeq, a predicted model, not a curated record